AUGAUUGCGUGUCAAAAGGCGAUGCAGGAAUGUGUAACUUUUGGGAAUAGGAAGUAUUCUCGUUUACCUUCGUCUUCUCAUAUAUCAAAAUAUGGAUCAGUUCAUCCUCGUCAAGUGGAAUUAACCCGAAUGGUUUUUAAUGACUUUAUCAUUGCACUAGAUUUACCAUUAUCAAUUACUGAAAAACCUGCAUUUAUUCAAGCUAUGAAUACAGUUGAUCCAAAAUUUCGUAUUCCAUCUCGACGGUCGAUCACAUCUGAUUAUUUAUCAAAAUUACAUGAGCAGAUUAUCAACAAAUUGAAAAAUGCAUGUUCAUUAGCUGAUUUUCUCUCAUUAACAUUUGAUGGCUGGACAGAUCGUCGUUUGCAAACGUUUUAUGCUGUUAAAAUGCAUUAUAUUGAUCAAAUGGAACAAUUAAAAACACAUUUGCUCGGUUUUAAUCCUCUUUCUGUUGAAAUAUAUUAUGAUUUAGAAAAUGAAUUAAAAUUAUACAAAUAUACAAGUUCAAUAUGUAAUACACUUUUUAAAUCAGUAAAAGAAAGAUUUGGUGGUCUUCUACUUAAUCUUGAAAAACCAGUCGAUGAUCAUUUAUAA
Molecule: messenger RNA, 594 nt
Organism: Rotaria sp. Silwood2
Lineage: Eukaryota; Metazoa; Rotifera; Eurotatoria; Philodinida; Philodinidae
Source: the annotation of a GenBank genome assembly